AUGAAUUUUGCAACCGAGGACAAAUAUAUUCUGGGAUCGAUGAUAAUCUUGAUCGGAAUUUGUUUCUGGCAUGCAGCAAGUGGAAGCAUCGUGUUCAACAGUUAUCCAUAUCUAAGUCAGAAAAUCACAGAAACGCCUACGCCGACGACAACUCUAGCGCUAACAACCGUUACAACGACAUCAUUUGGACAUUUACUUGAUUACAACGACACUAAAACCGAGUCGAAGCCGAACACAUGUACGACCGCUAAACCCUGCUCGACAGCAAAGAAACCAGGAUUGGAUGCGGUACGCGUUGAUAAACUGGCCAUGCUGGCUUUUGCUUGCGUCUACGGCAGUUUCAACAUGUUCUUUUUGAUCAAAGUUUUCAUGGGUUAUCGUCAGACUCUUCAAGAACGCUACAAAGCUAAUUCAAAUAACUUGGUUUCAUUUGAAGCUUUUAUUUUCAAAAUAACAUUCGAAAAGGUGGUUUUCACUAAGCAAUAA
Messenger RNA from Helobdella robusta, 486 nucleotides. RefSeq lists its product as hypothetical. The record is from RefSeq and is a predicted model, not a curated record. The transcript has 3 exons. Lineage: Eukaryota; Metazoa; Annelida; Clitellata; Rhynchobdellida; Glossiphoniidae. The coding region runs from base 1 to 486 and encodes 161 amino acids.